AUGUUCUCUUGUGUCCGGACUUCUAGUGGCUCUGGCCACAAAAAAGCCAAGAGUGGUCGCCUUGGCAACAUUUGGAGACGUUGGAUACACACUCUCACACACUUCUGGCAUGUAUCCCGCAGGGAUCCUGAGGUCUGUCCUCAGAAUAAAAAGAAGACAGACUCUCUGCCCAAGCCCCCCAGGUUCAACUACAGAACCACAGAAUAUAUUGAACAAAUGGUAGCGUAUUUACCAACUGCAGUUCGGUACAACGACCACCUCUCGAUCAGCAUUUUUCUUACUGUUUACCACAAGUAUGUUACCACCUGGGAGGUGCUGGACCUGAUAAUGACAAUGUAUGCAUCCUUCCAGUCUGACUCAGUGGAGGACCAGCAAACAAAGAGCGACAUAUUCAGUUUUCUAUCUCACUGGUUUGAGAAAUUUCCUGAUAGUUUUUGUGAGGCCCCAGACAUGGCCGUCGUCAGGCGAUUAAUGACCUACGUGAAGCUCAAUGUGCCUUCUGAAGAAGUACAUGCCCGAGUCACGGAGCUGCUCUCAGUUCUGGAGGAGGAGGAGGCCAAAAAGCUAAAGCUUGAGAAAGCUUGUGCAACACCAGCAGAGCCCCCAGUGCAGGAUGCCUCAGCGAUGCAAGAGAGUCUGACGGUGAGGCCAGCUUCUGAGGCAGAGCCACAGGGAGACCUGCCACCCAGAGAGGACACUGCGCUCUUGGAAACAACUCUUGUGGAACCCUUUGAGCCAGAAGAUGAUCCAGUGCAGCUUCCAAGUUCAGAUCCAGCUCUGCCCACAUCACCUGAUACACAGUCACCUACAGACAUGGUUGCAGAUGUGGCUGCAGAUGUUUCAGCUGCAAGGCAUGUAUUUAUAUCUGCCUUUGCACAAUUAGGUGCACCAGAGUGUGUUUUCCCUCUGCCUGAGGUUGACAUGUAG
This is a messenger RNA of Apodemus sylvaticus (European woodmouse), 927 nucleotides long. RefSeq names its product ral guanine nucleotide dissociation stimulator-like. The transcript is spliced from 5 exons. The record is from RefSeq and is a predicted model, not a curated record. The coding region runs from base 1 to 927 and encodes 308 amino acids. Lineage: Eukaryota; Metazoa; Chordata; Mammalia; Rodentia; Muridae.